Messenger RNA from Haemonchus placei, 1050 nucleotides. The record is from the annotation of a GenBank genome assembly. NCBI's taxonomy places the organism in Eukaryota, Metazoa, Nematoda, Chromadorea, Rhabditida, Trichostrongylidae.
AUGGAUGCUGAAUAUUUCAGUGUAGUAAUGCUUCUACCAGACGCUGUCGCUGGUUUAUUUCUAGUUCUUAUUGGUUUGGUCGGUGUACUUCUUUACGGACUAAUUACCUACAGUAUGUUACAAAUGAUCGGCGAGAUUGUCGGAUUUCGAUUUCUUAUCAGUCAAGCGAUUACUGACCUUCUUUUAUUAUUACAGUUUGCAAUCUGGCCAGGAUUUACGAUUCUGAUUCAAGAUGAGGUACUACCAGAAGGAACCAGAUGGCACGUGCACAUCUAUCUCGACUUUACAUGGUGGGCGAUGGUCUAUCAUUACACUGUCGUGGCCUGGUCUCGAUGGGCCGCAGUGCAGUGGCCAAAUUGGUUUCGCGUACUAGCACCUACUACGUGCCUAGCCAUUUGUGCAGCACCAUGGUUGGCAGGUCUUGUGCAGUCCAUCGUAGAGCAUCAGUUUGACUGGUUUGUACCGCUCUAUUUCAAUCCAAGUCGAUACGGUAUGGAUGCUGACUGGGUGAAAUACAAUGAAUCUGGUACUAAUACCUACUACAUGGUUUGUAAUGUGGUACUGAUGGUACUACCUUUUCCGUUCUACGCGGCGGCACUAAUCAUCCUCUUUCGACGACAGGCUGAGCGGACUAUCAAGGCCAGAGUGCAUACCACACGAAGUACCACACCCGCGCUGCUGUCAAUCCAGCGUCAGAUGAGCAUUGAGACUCGCCUUUUGGUGCCAUGCAUCAUUAAUACGAUACUUUUCGUUGUGGGACAGGUUUUCAUUUCACAGUGCUCGAAACAUGGAAAAUGGAUGAACUGGGCAGUGAUGGUUGUAUUUGCUGCAAACUCACUCGUAAACCCACUACUCUACCUCUUUUUCAGUAGUGUCAUUCGUAAAGGAGUGAUAUCAGCUUUUCGUGACAACCUGGCACUUUCGGCAAUCUACGACUAUGAACUGCGUUCUUCAAGUGGCUGUGGCAGUGAGCAACGUCAUUCACUGAUACGGUUGAACCGUGAUUCGACGGUCACGUCACAGUUGAAUCGUGUUUGCUCAUCGCGGUAA